Eruca vesicaria subsp. sativa (arugula) is the source of this 1444-nucleotide messenger RNA. NCBI's taxonomy places the organism in Eukaryota, Viridiplantae, Streptophyta, Magnoliopsida, Brassicales, Brassicaceae. The record is from the annotation of a GenBank genome assembly.
CCUCGAACCACCCACAUCGAGAAAAUGUCAAACAAAGAAAAAAACCCUAACGGAAUCUGCAAAACCAUCCCAAACCUCAUCUCCUCCUUCGUCGACACCUUCAUCGACUACUCCUUCUCCGGCACCUUCCCGCCGCACUUCCCCACCCCUCCUCCACCUCACCCGAUCCCGCAAACGCGUUUCUCCUCCCCGGACCGCCUCGUCGCCAUCGGCGACCUCCACGGCGACCUCGAGAAAUCCAAGGAAGCCUUCCGACUCGCCGGAUUAAUCGAUUCCUCCGAUCGAUGGACAGGCGGAUCCACCGUGGUCGUCCAAGUCGGCGACGUGCUCGAUCGCGGCGGAGACGAGGUUAAGAUACUCUACUUCCUCGAGAGGCUGAAGCGCGAGGCGGAGAGGAGCGGAGGUAAGGUUGUGACGAUGAACGGUAACCAUGAGAUUAUGAACGUAGAAGGCGACUUUAGGUAUGUUACCAAGAAAGGAUUAGAGGAAGUUAAAGUUUGGUUAGAUCUGUAUUGUUUAGGGAAUCAGAUGAAGAGUUUGUGUAAAGGUCUUGAGGAGAAGUUUGAAGAUCCUUACGAAGGGGUUCCCACGUGGUUCCCACGUGCGAACCCGGAGUGUUUCGAAGGGAUUAGGGCUAGGAUUGCUGCUUUGAGACCUGGGAGUCCGGUUGCUAAGAGGUUCUUGGGGAGGAAUCAGACGGUUGCUGUUGUUGGUGACUCGGUGUUUGUUCAUGGAGGUCUUUUAGCUGAGCAUGUAGAGUAUGGACUUGAGAGGAUUAAUGAGGAGGUUAGGGAUUGGAUUAAUGGUUUAGGAGGAGGAGGAGGGAGGUAUGCUCCUGUGUAUUGUAGAGGAGGGAACUCUGUGGUGUGGUUGAGGAAGUUUUCUGAUGAGAGGCCUUAUAAGUGUGAUUGUGAAGCUCUUGAGCAUGCGCUUUCGACUAUUCCGGGUGUUAAGAGGAUGAUUAUGGGGCAUACGAUACAGGAUGGUGGGAUUAAUGGUGUUUGUGAUGAUAAAGCUAUUAGGAUUGAUGUGGGGAUGUCUAAAGGGUGUUCGGAUGGGUUGCCUGAGGUUUUGGAGAUUCGUAAGGGCUCUGGUGUGAGGGUUGUUACGUCGAAUCCGUUGUAUAAGGAGAAGGGUGGUGAUAGUAAAAUUGGUUUGGGGUUGUUGGUACCAGCUGAACAUGUUCCUAAGCAAGUGGAAGUCAAAGCUUAAACUGAUUGUCUUUGUUUAGAUGGAUGAUUUGUUUUGCUGGUGGAGCAGUAUUGGAUUCUUUGUAUGAAGAUGAGCAGAUUCUUGUGCUCUUCUUUGAGCAAAUUAUUGUGGUUUCCAUUUAUGAGAAGGUUAGACAAUGUUUGUAACCCAAUAAUAUCAGGUUAAAGAUUAACUAUUUGGUUCACACUAAUGUAACCUAUUGAAUCUGUGUUGGUAUGAGUUAUGGUAAGUU